Corylus avellana is the source of this 1968-nucleotide messenger RNA. Its product is annotated as pyruvate kinase, cytosolic isozyme. Gene Ontology annotation, biological process: glycolytic process. Gene Ontology annotation, molecular function: potassium ion binding; magnesium ion binding; pyruvate kinase activity. The record is from RefSeq and is a predicted model, not a curated record. NCBI's taxonomy places the organism in Eukaryota, Viridiplantae, Streptophyta, Magnoliopsida, Fagales, Betulaceae.
AAAGCGCCGCUAUAUAUAUAUAACACACUAUCCUCCGUCCGAUCCAAUAUCCUCACACAGACAGAGAUCUGGUGGUAUUGUUAGGUUGGUGGCGACUGCGCGAGAAGGAAAGGUGUGCUUGUGUUGUUAGAUAUCACGCACGCACGCACGAGCCCCCGGUGAGGUGGUACCUACCUGCUCAGAAAUUUUAAUUAAAAAAUGUCCAACAUCGACAUAGAGGGAAUCUUGAAGGAGCUCCCCAACGAUGGUCGUAUCCCAAAGACGAAGAUCGUGUGCACGCUAGGUCCGGCAUCCCGGUCGGUGCCCAUGCUCGAGAAGCUUCUGAGGGCCGGCAUGAACGUCGCCCGCUUCAAUUUCUCUCACGGCACCCACGAGUACCACCAGGAGACCCUCGACAAUCUCAGGGUUGCCAUGCACAACACUCAGAUUCUCUGCGCCCUCAUGCUCGAUACCAAGGGACCUGAGAUUCGAACUGGUUUUCUUAAGGAUUCAAAAUCUAUUCAACUUAAAGAAGGCCAGGAAAUCACUAUAACUACUGAUUACAGCAUCAAGGGGGAUGAGAACAUGAUCUCCAUGAGCUACAAAAAGUUGGCUGUGGACGUAAAGCCUGGAAACACCAUCUUGUGUGCAGAUGGCACCAUUACCCUCACUGUCUUAUCUUGUGAUCCAAAUUCUGGGACUGUGAGAUGCCGUUGUGAGAACACCGCCAUGCUGGGUGAGAGAAAAAAUGUCAAUCUUCCUGGUAUUGUAGUGGAUCUUCCCACUCUGACAGAAAAAGAUAAGGAAGACAUUCUGGAAUGGGGUGUUCCCAACAAAAUUGAUAUGAUUGCUCUUUCAUUUGUACGCAAAGGUUCAGAUCUUGUCAAUGUCCGUAAGGUUCUUGGGCCCCAUGCCAAGCAUAUACAAUUGAUGUCAAAGGUUGAGAACCAGGAGGGAGUCAUCAACUUUGAUGAGAUCUUGCGUGAGACAGACUCGUUCAUGGUUGCACGUGGUGAUCUUGGAAUGGAAAUUCCAGUUGAGAAAAUCUUCUUGGCUCAGAAAAUGAUGAUAUAUAAGUGUAAUCUUGUGGGCAAGCCUGUCGUCACUGCUACUCAGAUGCUUGAAUCCAUGAUCAAGUCUCCCCGACCAACUCGCGCUGAAGCCACUGAUGUAGCUAACGCUGUCCUUGAUGGCACUGACUGUGUCAUGCUUAGUGGUGAGAGUGCAGCUGGGGCAUACCCAGAAAUCGCUGUGAAGAUUAUGGCUCGAAUUUGUAUAGAGGCAGAAUCAUCCCUUGACUAUGGGGCUAUCUUUAAGGAGAUGAUUAGGUCAACCCCACUUCCAAUGAGCCCGUUGGAGAGCCUUGCAUCAUCUGCUGUUCGGACUGCUAACAAGGCCAGAGCAAAACUCAUUGUGGUGUUGACACGUGGAGGAACCACAGCCAAGUUGGUUGCCAAGUACAGGCCAGCUGUUCCAAUCCUGUCAGUAGUUGUUCCAGUUUUGACGACAGACUCUUUUGAUUGGACCUGCAGUGAUGAGACACCAGCAAGGCAUAGCCUGAUAUACCGGGGUUUGGUUCCUCUACUGGCUGAAGGAUCUGCCAAAGCCACUGAUGCAGAAUCCACAGAGGUGAUUUUGGAAGCCGCCCUGAAGUCGGCGGUAGAGAAGGGAUUGUGCAAGCCUGGUGAUGCAGUGGUGGCCCUUCAUCGAAUUGGAGUUGCCUCCGUGAUUAAGAUCUGCGUUGUGAAAUGAUAUGGUAUGCAGAAUACAAUGCUUGGCAUCUAGUGGACUUAUGUUUCACUUUUAUCUCUUCUAUGCUUGUGCUAUUUAUUACCCCUCUUCAGCUGUUUUUCAUCUUUCUUGAGCUAUGUUGGAGGAUACCUCUUGCCUGUAUUUGCUUUUUUUUUUUUUUAAUGGUUGGCUAAUGUUAUGGAAUCCUCUACAAUUGGCCCGGUAGAAAUAAGAGUCAGGGCUAUGUGGUGAUUUCAA